This is a messenger RNA of Magnolia sinica, 2463 nucleotides long. Its product is annotated as phosphatidylinositol/phosphatidylcholine transfer protein SFH9. Bases 277 to 2118 code for a protein of 613 amino acids. Lineage: Eukaryota; Viridiplantae; Streptophyta; Magnoliopsida; Magnoliales; Magnoliaceae. The transcript has 14 exons. The record is from RefSeq and is a predicted model, not a curated record.
GUUCCUGUGUAGCGGUUUUUCCACUUUCGCGGAUUCCGGUUUCGCGCUUUAAAAAUCAGUUUUCCUUCCACUCCUCUUCUACAGCUACUCUCAUCUAUGCAUUCUCAUUUCUCACCCUAUGUAAGAAAGAAAGAAGAAAAAAGAGGGGAAUUUCAGUUUCUGAUGCGUUUUAUUCAAGAAAAAGCCCGAUCGAUCCGUUUCAGAUCCUCCUUAUUCACUCCCACAAAAUCUCUCGCAGUCGCUCCUUUCCCGAUAUUCUGAGAUUCGGAAGAGAGAAUGCCAGGGGAAGGGUUCUCGAGUCAAGAAGAUAGGAUCGAGAGAAGAUCUGACAUUGAGAUGUCGGAAGAUGAGAGGAAGCGUAUCCGGAUACGAUCUCUCAAGAAGAAAGCGAUAGAUGCCUCGACUAGGUUGACCGGUUCUCUUAGGAAGCGAGGGAAGCGGAGAGCGAAUGGCCGGUUCCAGUCGGUUUCGAUUGAGGACUUGAGAGAUGCGGAGGAAGAGGAAGCUGUCGAUGCUUUCCGCAUUGCCCUGCUUGCGAAAGAUCUUCUGCCACCUCGGCAUGACGAUUACCACACCAUGCGGAGAUUUUUGAAGGCAAGGAGGUUUGAUAUUGGAAAAGCAAUCCACAUGUGGGUGGAAAUGCUCCAGUGGAGAAAUGAGUGUGGGGUUGAUUCUAUUCUACAGGACUUCAUGUUUGAUGAAUUGGAAGAAGUUCUGCAUUAUUAUCCACAUGGUUAUCAUGGAGUGGACAAAGGGGGAAGACCUGUUUAUAUUGAGAGACUUGGAAAAGCUGAACCACAUAAGCUAUUGAAUAUUACUACAACAGAUCGAUAUUUGAAAUAUCAUAUCCAGGAAUUUGAGAAGGCAUUUGGUGAGAAGUUUCCAGCAUGUUCCAUUGCAGCUAAGAAGCACAUUGAUUCCUCUACAACUAUAUUGGAUGUGCAUGGUGUGAGUUUGAUGAGUUUUGGCAAGGUUGCACAUGAUCUUCUAAUUCGCAUCCACAAAAUUGAUAGUAACAACUACCCUGAGACAUUACAUCAGAUGUUGAUUGUUAAUGCUGGUAACAGUUUCAAAUUGAUAUGGAACACUGUAAAAGGUUUUCUUGAUCCGAGAACUACAGCAAAGAUACAUGUUUUAGGAAACAAAUACCAGAAUAAGCUGCUCGAAAUUGUAGAUUCUAGCCAACUGCCUGAUUUUCUAGGUGGCUCUUGCACUUGCUCAGAUGAGGGAGGGUGUCUUAGAUCUAAUAAGGGACCAUGGAAUGAUCCAGAAAUAAUGAAGCUUGUACACACUGGACAAUCAAUGUGUUCAAGGAAAAUUACUUGUGUAGAUGGAGAAGGAAAAAGGCAUUUCCAAGUUAAGUUACAUAUCUCCAAGGGUGUAGCAAGCAAAAUGUCUAUAAUUAAGUCAAAAUCGGAUGUUGUGGGGGUUAGCUCUCCUAGUGGGUCAAGGACGUGUGGUUUCACCCAGAUGAAUUCACUUCAGAAAGUUACGCGUGAUGAUCCUGUGCCUUGCGGUAGCUUGGUUAAAACUUAUGGUGUGAAUCGAAUGGAAGAUGUUGAUUUAAGGGGUAGAGGAUUGACAGGUGGUUCAAUCAAUAAUUCUAUCUGGAGAAUUCCAUCACAAAGCUUUCUUGCAUAUAUAACAAGACUAGUUGCUCAGUUUUUAGUGAAACUAUUAGCACUUUUGCAUCUUGUACUUGACGGCUUUGGGAGAUUGGUUUCUGUCCCUCGUGCGAAUGAGCGGUUGGAAAACCGAUGUAAUCCAUAUCCAAACACUGCAAGUUCCGAGCACCAACCUGCUCCCCUGGUUGUGGGAGAGGACUCUAUCCUUCCAUGCUUGGAGAGGCUGCAGAGAUUAGAAGCAUUGGUAAGUGAGCUGACUAGAAAACCUGCGAGACUUCCUCCAGAGAAAGACAACAUGCUUCUGGAGUCAAUGGACCGUAUCAAAUCCAUAGAAUAUGAUCUACAGAAGACGAAGAAAGCAUUGCAUGCAGCGGCAUCAAAACAAGUGGAACUUGCCGAGUCAGUGGAGACGUUCAAGGAAACCACUUUACGUAUAUGGAGGGACAAGGGACUGAUGAAAAUGGAGCUGGGGCUAUCACAUGAUCACAACUAACCCCUCUCCCAUUCCAUUCAUUUCAAGUUGGCUUCGAAAUUGUUGUGAUUUCUAUUUUGCAGGCGGCUCCAUGUUAUGAUUGAACAAGGGCUACCUCCAGUUCGAUGAGUUCCACUUCAUUGAACUUGAGUUAUUGAAACUUAAUUAAAUUGAGAAUCCAAACACAGCCUUAAUAACUCUUGUAUUUCCAGCACAUCAUUUUCCCUUUUAUAUAUUAGUCUGGACAAAUGGCUGGUGGAUAUCGAAAAAUCAUGGUGUACUAUUGCUUUCUUAAGAUAACUUCACCAGAUUGGUGAGUUGGAGAAACCAACAAUGAGCCACAACAUCUGAAACAGUCAUCAUCUA